GACCCUAUUUCAUAUUACUCAUAAGCCUAGUGGAAGAUGGCAGCCUCGGUGGAGACGCCACAUGUUGUUGUUGAAACUGAGAGAGACUCAGAGGAAGAUGAUCUCAGCCAGAUCGAAGGCAGUGAAGAAGAAGGAUCAGGCAGUGAAGGGAGUGAUGAAGAGGAGGAAGACGUCAGUGUUGGGAGUGAUGGUGAAGAGGCAGAGGAUGAGGAGGAGCAGAAUGAAGACAUGAAAGAAAACCCUAAUGCUGGCUGGGCAGAAGCCAUGGCCAAAAUCCUGAGGAAGAAAACGCCAGAUGACAGGCCCUGCAUCCUGCUGAAGAACAAACAACGAGACAAAAUCAGUGAGAAGGAGAGGAAAGAGAAGCUCGAGAAAAAAAAGCAGGCAGAUAAAAAGAGAGCAUGGGAAAUGAUGUGCCGGGUAAAGCCAGAUGUAGUACAGGACAAAGAGAAGGAGAGAAAUCUACAGAGAACUGCUACCAGAGGCGUAGUGCAGUUGUUCAAUGCAGUGCGGAAACACCAACAGAAUCUGGAUGAAAAAAUGAAGGAAGUUGGUGGGUCUGAAAGGAAGAAAGCAAAAGUCCUCUCCUCUGUGUCGAAAAAAGACUUUAUUGAUAUACUGCGAGGGACAGCAGGAGCCACUACACCUACCAUUAAGAAAGAGAAAUCUAUGCCUGAAGAGCCGAAAGAUGAGAAGCCAGUGUGGAGUGUCCUGAGAGAUGAUUUCAUGAUGGGUGCAUCCAUGAAGGACUGGGACAAGGCAAUUGAUGAAGAGCAGGGAGAAGAGAAGUCAGGGCCUGCAGAGGAUUUCAACAGUGACUCGGACUGAGUUAAGCACAGUGUUGUAUCUGUGCCUAUGUGGGAAUGCUGCUGUAUGUUUAUCCAGCACAAACAUUUUAAGUGUACUGUGUAUCUCAUGAGAUGCGGAGGGAGUAGAAUUCAUAGAUCCUGCUCUCAGGCAAAGGACUGUCACCCGGAGUUCUUUGUGCCUGGCCUAUAUGAGAGUGGAUUGGGCAGACACCAAGGAGUCAGAAGCCGUUCCUGGACAGCGUCACCCUGAUCUCUCCUGGCUCUUUAAUGAAUUGUCAUAUCUUCCCAGAGAAUUCUGUGAAUUGCCAAGCAUUGUUUUGCUUAUGUGCUGUAUAUAUGUUUUUUUCCAUUAUAGACCCUCACUCUGAAAUUAAAAAUCUCUUCAUAUAGGUUGUUGAUUUUGA
This is a messenger RNA of Colossoma macropomum (tambaqui), 1213 nucleotides long. RefSeq names its product ribosomal RNA processing 15 homolog (gene rrp15). Lineage: Eukaryota; Metazoa; Chordata; Actinopteri; Characiformes; Serrasalmidae. The transcript is spliced from 5 exons. The record is from RefSeq and is a predicted model, not a curated record. Gene Ontology annotation, biological process: maturation of 5.8S rRNA; maturation of LSU-rRNA. Gene Ontology annotation, cellular component: preribosome, large subunit precursor. The coding region runs from base 37 to 828 and encodes 263 amino acids.